UUGCCUGUGCCUCUGCAGAACAAAGAAGCCGAUGCCUUUUCCAUGUUUGGCUCUGAGAUCUUCAAGCAAAGGAAGACUGCUUCCUUCAAGAUGGCUGCCAGUGAAUCAAAGGCUGGUGAAACCUUCUCCUACCAUGCUGUUGCUGUGGUGAAGAAAGCCAACUCUGCCAUCAACAUCAACAACCUGGCAGGAAAGAAGACCUGCCACACCGGGAAAGGCCGAACCGCCGGCUGGAAUAUGCCUCUUGGAUACUUUAUAGACCAGGGUUACAUGUCUGCGAUGGGCUGCAACAUCCCACAGGGCGUGGCAAACUUCUUCAAUGCGAGCUGUAUUCCUGGAGCCAAUGAGCCUGGUGACCCUGCGUCGCUGUGCCAGCUGUGCAAAGGAGACGGUGCAGGACAGCACGUAUGUGAGAAGAGCAGCCAAGAAAUGUACUACAGCUAUGAAGGAGCUUUCAGGUGUUUGGUUGAAGACGCAGGUCAGGUGGCCUUCAUCAAACACACGACUGUUGAGGAGAACACUGAUGGUCGCGGCCCAGCCUGGGCUCAGGCUCUGCUGUCGUCAGAUUAUGAGCUGCUAUGUCGGGACGGCACCAGAGCUCCGGUCUCUCAGUGGCAAAGAUGUCACCUGGUCCGUGUCCCGUUUCGUGGCGUUGUGGUCAGAGAGGACAUCACUCCCUCUGUGGUGUUUGCCAUGUUGAAGGAGGGGAUGGAAAAGUCCAACUUCAAGAUGUUCUCGUCUGCUGAUUAUGGCGGCGGAACUGUGCUUUUCUCUGAGUCGACCACCACGUUGGAGAAGGCCGAGUACGAGGAGCCCAAGAAGUGGAUGGGUGACAUGUACCAUAACGCUAUGACAGCUAUGGACUGUAAAGCUGAAGAUCUCCCAGCUGCCCUGCGGUGGUGCGUGCUGUCCAGCAGCGAGCAGCGCAAGUGUGCUGACAUGGGCUCUGCCUUCCAAAGUAAAGGUCUCACUCCAAGAAUCAACUGUGUCUUCGGGGACUCAGUGACCGACUGCAUGAAGAAAAUCAAGAACAAUGAGGCCGAUGCCAUCACUUUGGAUGGAGGUUACAUCUACACAGCAGGCAAAGACUACGGCUUGGUGCCUGCAGUUGGCGAGAGCUACACGGAGGACCGUGAUGGUGCCAUAUACUACGCCGUUGCAGUGGUGAAAAAGACUAGCGUUGACAUCCGUGACCUUAAAGACCUGCGUGGCCGUCGCUCCUGUCACACUGGAUAUGGCCGCACGGCUGGCUGGAACGUUCCCAUUGCAGCGCUAAUAGAUCAAGGCCUGAUCACCCCUAAGCACUGUGAGAUACCCCAAGCGGUGGGAGGGUACUUCAAGGAGAGCUGUGUACCAGGUGCCAAUCAACCCGGUUUCCCCAGCAACCUGUGUGGUCUGUGCGUGGGAGACAGUUCGGGACAGAACAAGUGUGAGAAGGGAAAAGACCUGUACGAUGGAUACAACGGUGCCUUCAGGUGUCUGGCUAAAGGAGAUGGAGAAGUGGCUUUCGUCAAGCAUUCUACUGUCUUCCAAAACACUGAUGAUCUAGUGUCCAAAGACUUCCAGCUGCUCUGCCCUCAGGGAACGAAAGCUGAAGUCACACAGUACAAAUACUGUAACCUGGCCAGAGUUCCUUCUCACGCCGUAAUGGUACGGCCGGACACCAACAUCCACGCUGUGUAUGGACUCCUGGACCGCGCACAGGUGUACUUCGGCAGUGAUACAGGUACUGGUUUCAAGAUGUUUGACUCGCAGGCCUACGAAGGCACAGAUCUGGUCUUCAAAGACUCCACCGUUCGCCUCAUGGGCGUCGCCGACAAAAAGACGUACCAGGAGUGGUUGGGUCAGGGCUACCUGGACGCACUGGUUGAAAUGGAGUGCAACUCAUCAAGUGCAGUGGUGUCGUCUGCAUGGCUGCUGCUGGUGGCUCUGUUCAGCUUCAUGCUGACCAACUACUGGAUGUAA
This is a messenger RNA of Stegastes partitus (bicolor damselfish), 1965 nucleotides long. RefSeq names its product melanotransferrin (gene meltf). NCBI's taxonomy places the organism in Eukaryota, Metazoa, Chordata, Actinopteri, Pomacentridae. Gene Ontology annotation, cellular component: early endosome; plasma membrane; recycling endosome. Gene Ontology annotation, biological process: iron ion transport. The annotation marks the transcript as partial. The transcript is spliced from 14 exons. The record is from RefSeq and is a predicted model, not a curated record.